GUCUGACAAAGAUCAACAAAUAAAAGAUUUGAAUUCUAAACUGGAGGCUUUAGAACUCAACAACAAACAUCUAGAAGAGAAAACAAAGAGAAUGGAGGAGGUGUUGGAGAUCGUGAGCGGUGAUCAAGGUGCUCAGGAGCAGAUGAGAAAGGUCAUCGAGUUGUAUGAAAAAACAGUGCAUGAGCAUAAAGCUGAAGUUGUGGAUCAAAAAACACGGUUCAAAGCUAUCAGAGAUAAACUGAUGGAAGAACUGACCUCGAUAAAUGACAAAGCAGAUGAGACAAUCACUUUGUGUGACAACAUUGACAAUAAGCUGGAAUACUGCAAUGUAGUAUUCAAAGGACUUGGAGAAAAUAUUGCUGCGUUGGAACAGAGCAAGGAACAACACUUGAAGGCACUGGCUGCGACAACAUCAAAUCGCAAGAUCAUAACACAACAUGGAAAUGAACAAAUGAAAAAAGCCCGUGAUGAUCUAGAAAACAUCCGAGAAAAGAACAGCGAGGAAGUCCUACAGCUUGUUGCAGCCCUCAAAUUCACUGAGGUGUCGGUGCACACUCUGGAAAAUGCACUCGAAAAAAAAUUGAUAGAGAACUAUAUGCUGCUUGACAAGUUCGAACGAUUGUAUCUCAUGGUCCAUAAUCUGGACAGAGAAACUCUUGACAGCAUCGAUAUAUAGUUAUGUAUCAUGUUGAGCCCAAAUUUGUUUGUUCUUUGUUCAGUUCUUUGUUAUCCAGUAGUUGAAUACUACAUAUUUAAUUUUAUCUUUACUUUAAUACAUUAGUUGUGAAUUGUUAAAUAAAAUGAGUAAGUACGCACAACAACAUUUCAAGUUGUAUGUAAAGUUUCUUUGUUGUUGGCCACUGAAAUAAUGUGGUACAUUUAGUUCCUAUGUAAGAAAUGUUUGUUCCAAUACUUGUGUUCUUGUACCAACAAGAAAAUAUUUUCUUGUAUGUUGAUUCCUAAUAAUUCUGUGAUAUAGAAAUAAAGUGAAUAAGUAUGCACAACAACAUUUCAAGUUGUAUGUAAAGUUUCUUUG
Homalodisca vitripennis (glassy-winged sharpshooter) is the source of this 1036-nucleotide messenger RNA. RefSeq lists its product as uncharacterized. Lineage: Eukaryota; Metazoa; Arthropoda; Insecta; Hemiptera; Cicadellidae. The transcript is spliced from 4 exons. The record is from RefSeq and is a predicted model, not a curated record. The coding region runs from base 92 to 676 and encodes 194 amino acids.